Molecule: messenger RNA, 708 nt
Organism: Folsomia candida
Lineage: Eukaryota; Metazoa; Arthropoda; Collembola; Entomobryomorpha; Isotomidae
Product: platelet-activating factor acetylhydrolase IB subunit beta
Exons: 2
Coding region: 1-708 (235 amino acids)
Source: RefSeq, a predicted model, not a curated record
AUGAAAAUACCCACAAUUUUCGCAACAAUUUCCCUUCUUUCCGCCGUUUUGGCUGGGACUCCUUGGAUCCCAGAGCCACGUGACGGAUCCUGGCUUGAACGACACGAAGGGUUCGUCAACAAUUCUUUGAUAAACGGGGGUCAAAUCAACCUUCUCUUUUACGGUGAUUCCAUUACUGACAACUGGGACGUGGAUGAUCCAUAUUGGGGCGCUAAAGAAAUAUAUGACGAAUAUUAUGCUCCCUUGGGUUCUGCAAACUACGGAGUGGGCUCGGACAGAACGGAACACGUGCUUUGGCGAAUUAUUCAUGGGGAAGUGGAAAAUUUGCGGCCAAAAGUUUGCGUUUUAAAAAUUGGAACGAACAAUUUGGACGAAAACACCGAUGUCGACAUCGCCCGUGGAAUUGCCGCCAUCGUUACCGAACUCAGGUCCCGCUUACCAGAGACAAAAGUGCUGUUGCUGGGAAUCCUUCCGCGCGAGAAUUCUGUAAUGACGAGCCGAUGUGACAAUAUAAAUGGGAUGAUAUCCAUCCUGGAUAAUGGAAACUCGGUGCGAUACCUGAAUAUGAGGGGUGCUUAUUUUGACGGGAAUUUCUUCUAUGAAGGAUUAUAUGUCCAUGAUUUGAUUCAUCUUUCCAAGUUGGGAUAUGCAAAAUGGCAGGAGGUGAUGGAUCCCUUGUUUUCGGAGAUGUUUAACUCGACUAAUUGA